Schistocerca americana (American grasshopper) is the source of this 1724-nucleotide messenger RNA. Its product is annotated as mucin-1-like. The transcript has 4 exons. The record is from RefSeq and is a predicted model, not a curated record. Bases 15 to 1724 code for a protein of 569 amino acids. NCBI's taxonomy places the organism in Eukaryota, Metazoa, Arthropoda, Insecta, Orthoptera, Acrididae.
CGCAGCCUUUCAGGAUGAGAUUCGAAGGUGCCUUCGCAAUUCUGCUGGCGCUGUGUGCCAUCUCUUAUUUCCCGGGAAGUUUACAGAGGAGUGUCAAAGACAACCCCAAGAAAUACUCUGAAUCGCGCCUGUAUCAUGCUUCAGAGGGCAAUGCUGACACACCAUUGAUGUAUGAAGAGUUUAAGGAUGCAAAGUGGCAUGACUGGCUCCUAGAGGUGAUUUCAUCAGUUGGAAAAGCCACACCACCGCCAGACGCGACCACCGGCGCACCGCCGGCAGACGCGACCACCGGCGCACCGCCGGCAGACGCGACCACCGGCGCACCGCCGGCAGACACGCGACCACCGGCGCACCGCCUGCAGACGCGACCACCGGCGCACCGCCUGCAGACGCGACCACCGGCGCACCGCCUGCAGACGCGACCACCGGCGCACCGCCGGCAGACGCGACCACCGGCGCACCGCCUGCAGACGCGACCACCGGCGCACCGCCUGCAGACGCGACCACCGGCGCACCGCCGGCAGACGCGACCACCGGCGCACCGCCGGCAGACGCGACCACCGGCGCACCGCCUGCAGACGCGACCACCGGCGCACCGCCGGCAGACGCGACCACCGGCGCACCGCCGGCAGACGCGACCACCGGCGCACCGCCGGCAGACGCGACCACCGGCGCACCGCCGGCAGACGCGACCACCGGCGCACCGCCGGCAGACGCGACCACCGGCGCACCGCCGGCAGACGCGACCACCGGCGCACCGCCGGCAGACGCGACCACCGGCGCACCGCCGGCAGACGCGACCACCGGCGCACCGCCGGCAGACGCGACCGCGACCACCGGCGCACCGCCGGCAGACGCGACCGCGACCACCGGCGCACCGCCGGCAGACGCGACCGCGACCACCGGCGCACCGCCGGCAGACGCGACCGCGACCACCGGCGCACCGCCGGCAGACGCGACCACCGGCGCACCGCCGGCAGACGCGACCACCGGCGCACCGCCGUCAGACGCGACCACCGGCGCACCGCCGUCAGACGGGCCCACCGACGCACCCCCGUCAGACGGGCCCACCGACGCACCCCCGUCAGACGGGCCCACCGACGCACCACCGUCAGACGGGCCCACCGACGCACCACCGUCAGACGGGCCCACCGACGCACCCCCGUCAGACGGGCCCACCGACGCACCCCCGUCAGACGGGCCCACCGACGCACCCCCGUCAGACGGGCCCACCGACGCACCACCGUCAGACGGGCCCACCGACGCACCCCCGUCAGACGGGCCCACCGACGCACCCCCGUCAGACGGGCCCACCGACGCACCCCCGUCAGACGGGCCCACCGACGCACCCCCGUCAGACGGGCCCACCGACGCACCACCGUCAGACGGGCCCACCGACGCACCACCGUCAGACGGGCCCACCGACGCACCACCGUCAGACGGGCCCACCGACGCACCACCGUCAGACGGGCCCACCGACGCACCACCGUCAGACGGGCCCACCGACGCACCACCGUCAGACGGGCCCACCGACGCACCACCAUCAGACGGGCCCACCGACGCACCACCGUCAGACGGGCCCACCGAUGCACCACCGUCAGACGGGCCAACAGAUGAAGCUACAAGUGGGGCCACCGAUGGUCCUACGGGUGGGCCAUCUGAUGCCCCUGCAUCCACACCAACCCCAAACAAUUCUUUGUCGUUUGCAGGCAGCUCAUUUGUGA